Molecule: messenger RNA, 740 nt
Organism: Candidula unifasciata
Lineage: Eukaryota; Metazoa; Mollusca; Gastropoda; Stylommatophora; Geomitridae
Source: the annotation of a GenBank genome assembly
AUGUUGUUUGUAAUCUUAAACACACACACACACACACACACACACACACACCACACACACACGCACCAAAGUCUUAACGUCUUGUCGUAUUACCUGAUAAUAAUAAUGAUUAAUACUGACAUUUUUAGCGUUGAUCCCCAAUCCAUCCCUGACGAGGAAAACCUGCGUAGCCUGUCCGAGCUGCUGCUUGUGAGACAGUCAAUACUCGAUUUAAUUUCCAAGUCUUCUUCAGCCUCGGUGGACAAAGACUUGGAGAGUGAAGAUCCGACAGACAAAUCUAGACUUACCAAAAGAGUUUUCUGCAAUGGCUUUACUGGAUGUGGAGGUCGUUUCCGUGGGAGACGGAGACAACAACAGCCUGUGGCAGAAAUCGGGAAGCGACUUUUGCCUAACUUCAGGAAACGUCCUUUCUGUAAUUCGUACGGUUGUUACAACAGCGGAAAGAAAAGAUUCAGCCCAGGGCCAAACAUGAAUGAAGUUUCGAAGAUGACUCCUUUGACAGAUGGAAUGCUCCACGAAAGGAUCAAGAAGUUGUUCUGCAAUGGGUAUGGAGGUUGUCAAAAUCUGGGCAAACGUGUAGUGCUUCUGGACGCAGCCCUGGCGAAAGCUGUUAGCGACCAGGACAAGCUUUCCUUUCCUCUUACAACGAGGUCACUGUUGAGUAAGCUAGAAGGCAUCAAGCGGAUGUUCACGUCCGAUUUCGACGACCAAGUUGACAACCUUAUCAGCCGCAUGAGAAG